GAGCUAUGAAAACAGAACACAAAGGUACAUGGAGUUCGGUAUUCUUGAGCAACGUUUUGGGACCAUGGCUGUGGGGAUAAGAGUCACGAAGGAGGAGAAAAUAUUGCUGUAUCCAGCCUUCAUCUAUUGCACAUAUGGAGCCUCUCAUGGAUCAACACAACUUCUCAAGCCUGACUGAGUUUGUGCUCCUCGGUUUCCCAAAUGUGGAGCACAUUGGGGGCUGUCUUUUUGUCUUGCUGCUGUUGGCAUACCUGUUCACUAUUGGUGGCAAUACGCUCAUCUUCCUAGUCAUCCGCCUGGAUGCAGCCCUCCACAAACCCAUGUAUCACUUUGUCAGUGUUCUCUCUUUCUUGGAAUUAUGGUAUACAGCCACCACCAUCCCUAAAAUGCUAGCUAAUCUUCUCAGUGAGAAGAAGGCUAUUUCUUUUACAGGAUGCCUCCUCCAGACCUACUUUUUCCAUUCCCUUGGGGCUUCUGAAUGCUAUCUUCUUACAGCCAUGGCCUAUGACCGAUACCUGGCCAUCUGCCGACCCCUCCACUACCCUUCAAUUAUGACUACAGCACUCUGUGUGAAGAUGGCUGCUGGCUGCUGGACUUGUGGUUUCCUGUGUCCUAUUUCUGAGGUCAUCCUUGUCUCUCAGCUCCCUUUCUGUAACUACAAUGAAAUCCCACACAUUUUCUGUGAUUUUCCACCUCUUUUGAGCCUGGCCUGCAAAGACACAUCUACUAAUGUACUAGUGGACUUUGCCGUCAAUGCCUUCAUCAUCCUUGUCACUUUCCUUUUUAUCAUGGCCUCUUACGGGAGAAUCAUUGGUGCUGUGCUGAAGAUAAAAACAGCAGCAGGAAGAAGAAAGGCCUUCUCCACAUGUGCCUCACACCUCAUUGUGGUGCUCAUCUUUUUUGGCAGCAUCAUCUUCAUGUACGUUCGGCUAAAGAAGAGCUACUCAUUGACUCUUGACCGCACUUUAGCUGUAGUCUACUCUGUGUUAACACCUCUGGCUAAUCCCAUUAUCUAUAGUCUUCGAAACAAGGAACUCAUUCAGGCCAUCAAGAGGACCUUCUUCAAGAAGGUGGAGAAAGCUAGUCCAACUCAUCAUUGACUUUGUACAAAGGUGCUCUCUGGCCUGAAUGUUCGCCUCUUGAAUGUUCUAUGUAUAUUUGAACUGGCCUCAAUCAAUAUCGCUCCCUUAUUACUCAAGUUCUGGGUUUCAUAUCCUUUCUCUUGAGCAAAAAACUUAUUUGUUUGCUCAUCCAGUGUUCUCAGAAUUAAGAAAAUUCAGUAUCUUAAUUCAUAUUCUUUUUGUAUUUUACAUUUUUAUUUUUUUUAUUUUUUUUAAAUUUAUUUAAUACUUAAUAAUAAUUCUUUGGUUUCCGGGCAAACAUCCCCCUCCCUCCUCCCCUUCCUUAUGGGUGUUCCCCUCCUAACCCUCCCCCCAUUGCCGCCCUCCCCCCAACAGUCUAGUUCACUGGGGAUUCAGUCUUAGCAGGACCCAGAGCUUCCCCUUCCACUGGUGCUCUUACUAGGAUAUUCAUUGCUACCUAUGAGGUCAGAGUCCAGGGUCAGUCCAUGUAUAGUCUUUAGGUAGUGGCUUAGUCCCUGGAAGCUCUGGUUGCUGGGCAUUGUUGUACAUAUGGGGUCUCGAGCCCCUUCAAGCUCUUCCAGUUCUUUCUCUGAUUCCUUCAACGGGGGUCCUAUUCUCAGUUCAGUGGUUUGCUGCUGGCAUUCGCCUCUGUAUUUGCUGUAUUCUGGCUGUGUCUCUCAGGAGCGAUCUACAUCCGGCUCCUGUCGGUCUGCACUUCUUUGCUUCAUCCAUCUUGUCUAAUUGGGUGGCUGUAUAUGUAUGGGCCACAUGUGGGGCAGGCUCUGAAGGGGUGUUCCUUCAGUCUCUGUUUUAAUCUUUGCCUCUCUCUUCCCUGCCAAGAGUAUUCUUGUUCCCCUUUUAGAGAAGGAGUGAAGCAUUCACAUUUUGAUCAUCCGUCUUGCGUUUCAUUUGUUCUAGGCAUCUAGGGUAAUUCAAGCAUUUGGGCUAAUAGCCACUUAUCAGUGAGUGCAUACCAUGUAUGUCUUUCUGUGAUUGGGUUAGCUCACUCAGGAUGAUAUUUUCCAGUUUCAACCAUUUGCCUACGAAUUUCAUAAAGCCGUUGUUUUUGAUAGCUGAGUAAUAUUCCAUUGUGUCGAUGUACCACAUUUUCUGUAUCCAUUCCUCUGUUGAAGGGGAUCUGGGUUCUUUCCAGCUUCUGGCUAUUAUAAAUAAGGCUGCGAAGAACAUAGUGGAGCACGUGUCUUUUUUAUAUGUUGGGGCAUCUUUUGGGUAUAUGCCCAAGAGAGGUAUAGCUGGAUCCUCAGGCAGUUCAAUGUCCAAUUUUCUGAGGAACCUCCAGACUGAUUUCCAGAAUGGUUGUACCAGUCUGCAAUCCCACCAACAAUGGAGGAGUGUUCCUCUUUCUCCGCAUCCUCGCCAGCAUCUGCUGUCACCUGAGUUUUUGAUCUUAGCCAUUCUCACUGGUGUGAGGUGAAAUCUCAGGGUUGUUUUGAUUUGCAUUUCCCUUAUGACUAAAGAUGUUGAACAUUUCUUUAGGUGUUUCUCAGCCAUUCGGCAUUCCUCAGCUGUGAAUUCUUUGUUUAGCUCUGAACCCCAUUUUUAAUAGGGUUAUUUGUCUCCCUGCGGUCUAACUUCUUGAGUUCUUUGUAUAUUUUGGAUAUAAGGCCUCUAUCUGUUGUAGGAUUGGUAAAGAUCUUUUCCCAAUCUGUUGGUUGCCGAUUUGUCCUAACCACAGUGUCCUUUGCCUUACAGAAGCUUUGCAGUUUUAUGAGAUCCCAUUUGUCGAUUCUUGAUUUUAGAGCAUAAGCCAUUGGUGUUUUGUUCAGGAAAUUUUUUCCAGUGCCCAUGUGUUCCAGAUGCUUCCCUAGUUUUUCUUCUAUUAGUUUGAGUGUAUCAGGUUUGAUGUGGAGGUCCUUGAUCCACUUGUACUUAAGCUUUGUACAUUAAUUCAUAUUUUUACACAUGUAAACUCUCUUCUUACACAUUUCUGACAUUUUUUCUCCUUUUCCAACUAAAUGGCCUAAUGCUUAUCUCUUCUUCCCUUUUGUUCACUUUCAAGCCAUCCCAUGUGGAUUUAUUCCAGACCUUCCAAGAAACAUUUUGCCAAAUAUAUUACUGAUGCAAAUCCAUCAGACCUGUCUCGUCCUCCAUUCUGUACAUCUUAACACACAUGAUUAUUUUACUUCUUAAAAAUGUUUGUCUCAACUUUGAUGAUAAUAUUCUAACUUCCUUAUUUCUUUAAUAAGCCCUUUUUAGUAUAUUUUAUUUUAUAUAAUGGUGUCUCUAUAAUCUCAUUCAUUCUUACAGUGUCAAAUGUUUCUUAGCAAUGCUAAGAUAAUUUAAAAUUUAGAUGCCUAUGUCUGAUAUCUCUUUUGAGUUCUAGACUUUGUAAGAGAUGACUCAUUUCCUUGUCUAGAUAUCUUCCCAGGAAAUUAAAUCUUGACAUUCGAAAAAUAAAAUGUUUACAAUCUCAACCUUAGAUACUUGAUGCCUUUACAUGUCUGUGUUAGUAAUAUAAAAUUUAAGUUAUCAUAUUUACUUAAUUUUCCUCUACCCUAUGUCUAGUACAUGAUUAAUUCAAUUCCUCAAGAUACAUUUUAAAAUCUGUUUCUUAUUAUCUUUAGUAUUGCUAUCUGGUGUAAAUUCCAACCUUUCUCAACUGAAAUGCAUUAUAUGUUUCCAUAUAAGAUCUGAUAUUUUAAGGGAUGGAGAGAUGGAUCAGUGCUGGGAAGUUAGCCCCAGACUUGGCAGGACUGUGUCUUCUCUGAACCAGCUGAUGGAAAGAACAUCUGUAGGGCAGGGGGUUUGGAGGGUGGAUGUGGUCUUGGGAAAUUUCAGGUUGCUUUCUAGAAUAAUGUCUACUUAUUAAGUUAGAAUUGCUAAGUUACUCUGGAGCCAGAAGUUGCAGGCCUCUGGGUGAAUUAACAUUUGUCUUUAAACAGGAGAGGAUUAAGUAAAGAAUUAAUUGCUAGUGCUCCUUUCUCUUUUAACCCAGAAGCCCUCCUCCCCUUGCUUGUCAGGCCAAGAGGAGGUUUGGAGCAAUAAACUUUAUUGAACCUGGAAAAGAGGCAUGGUCACAGAAAGAAAAACUUUUACACAAGCAAAUAUGCAUACAUUCAUAUACAUUCAUAUAUACAUCCAUGCACAUACUCACACACCUUCACGUACUUCUGUUGGGCCCACUAUUUAUCUAUUUCAUAUUUACAUAUUCCCUACAUAUACACAUACUUACAUAUAUAUAUAUCAAAAGAACAAGCAUCAGUGUAGAAAGAACUCCAGAUGAAAAAGGAGCUCCAAUCUUUAUUGCAUAGAGAAAGAAAAAGCUUCUACACUUUUCUUGCUAAAUGAAUUAAAUCUUAGUCUGAAAGUUAAAAGCUUUGUCCUUGUUAGUAAGACUAAGUCUGCCUUGUUGUUAAGAAAAGACCUGUUCUGUCCCAUGGUAAGGAGAAGCAUGCAUACUCUUUCUACUACCUCUGCAGCUUUUUCUUUGUCCCUCUUUCUCUCUGCAUUCUGUGUAUUGCUUUCUCCUUCUACCCUUGUCCAAAUGUGCUCCUUACAAGUUAUUUUGUACUUUUACUAGAAGAAUGGAUCACUUGGUUUUCCCAAGCAUCCUUUUUUUUUACAGAAGUUCAUGGAAAAUGAAAUUUGCAACAAAGAUGUUUGAAUGUGUUUCUGUUAAGAGUAGUUAUCUAACUAGACAUUUAUUUUCUUUCCCUAGUUCUACAUGUUCCUCAAAAGUUAAAAACCAUAAUUCUUGUGACUAAGUUAGCAUUGAAGCUUUGUAUAAAUAAACCCAAUAAAUAUUUUAUCAUCUGGCCUUGCACCUACAAUAAAUUGUUAGUUCCUUUUUAUGGCCUAUGGUUAAUUGUCAUAGUUUUAAGGAAUAUGUUCCCAAGUUAUAAACCCAUGCUUUCUAUCUCAGAAGCAAGUAGUUUGGUGGUGCAUGAAGACUGGCAGAGUUCUAAUUGCAGGUUCCAUAUCAGAGCAGGCUUUACCAUAAAGGGGCUUGAUAAUUACCUGAAAACUUUUGGAUUUCUCAUAAAAUUGUCCUUCCGAAUUAAGAAAUCAUUGAUUUAUCUAUAUAGCAUCACUACAAGACAGUGCAUCUUUGUUGAUAGGCAGAAAUCUUCCCAAUAUGACGGGCUAAUGCCCAGGGGCUAUAAUAUUAAUUCUAUAAGGACAGAAAUGUAUGUCAGCUGCAGAAAAAUUUGCUGAGAUUUUGUCCUUUGGGAUUUGGUUCUCAAAGGCUCUUCCAUUGUAGCUCCAUGGUAAAACAUCUCUAGAAGAUUACCUGCUAGCUUUUAGCCUUUGCUAGAGGCUCCUGACAGCUCAGCAAUUAAAACCAUUGGCUAUUUUUCCAGAAGGCCUGGGAUUAUUCCUAAAAGCCACAUAAUUCACAACCUUCUGUAACUCCAGUCACAGGAGACUCAGUCCCCCUCUCCUAGCCUCCACUGGCACUAAGCAUGCCCAUAGUCCACAGAUAUCCAUGCAGACAAAACACUCAUACACAUAAUACGAUAAAAGUAUAUCUUUAAAAGAAUCUAAUAUUUUAAAUCUAAACUAAAUACGCCGUUCCAAAAUCCAAGAAAAGCAAUUGCUUAUGAGAUGAAACCAAAAGCCUUCUUAUCACACAUUUUAAAGCUAGAUGAAAUGUUUCUUUGCAGUUCUCUCUAAUAAUACCUGUUCUUCAUCUUUUAUUUUUCCCAUAGGGGGCCCGGGUGUGUUUCCUUAGGGAUAUUCUACUUCCUUCUUAUAAAUUAAGCUCAUUUUGGCUUUUAGAAUCUUUGUACUUCCCUAACGCUUCAUGCAAUUCAUUUGUCCUUAUUUUUUGGUUCAAAUAUCAAUUUCAGGGAAAGCUUGAUUGUUUAGCACACAUAGGCAAUUACGGUACACACUUCCUGGCUUCGAUUCAAUACCUUCAACCGUGGUGGAAGGAAAGAACUGACUCUCUAAGUUGUCCUCUGACCUCCACAGGUAUUCUAUGGCAUGCAUGCACAUCUACUCACAUACAAACCAAUCCACCCAUUGAUUUCACUUCAAAUGACAGCACUUUAGAUACCCUUUCCGAAUACUCAACGUAUUUCCCCCCUUUUAUCUUUUUGUUAGAUCUUUGUAAAAAAUUAUAUAAUAUAUUUUGAUCAAAUUCACUCCUCCCAUUUCCUCUCAGAUCCAUCCCCUCUCCCUACUUUGUAUCCUCUCUGGUUUUUUUUCUUUUAAUACCCAUCAAGCUUAUAUAUUCCUGAAUGGGUAGCUUUCUACUGAAGUACAGUUGACUUAUCAAGGCUUACACUGUUGCAGAAAACUGAUGCUCCCUCUCCCAGUAGCUAUCAAUUGCUAAAACCCUUUAAUAUUUUUGUACUUAAUGCCCACCACAGCCCCUCCGUGCAGGAAAGUGGUCUGAGUUGAACUUAUGUGUUUUAUGUACAUGCUGUUACAAUGGCAUUGAGUUAAUGUGUGUGGCUGCCCUGUACAAAAUUAUAUUUUUUCUUUCCUUAAAAAUAUGUAAAAAUACUUGCUUCCAUGUAAGUAGAGAGUUAAUCAUUUUUUCUACAGUGAAGAUUUAUGUCCUUCAGUCUAUUUUUAUAGUGUAUUACUUUCAUAGAUUUGCAUAUGCAGAACCAACUUUGCAACUUUGGGAUGAAAUAAACAUGGCGAUGAUCACACUUUUCUUAAUGCCUUUUUUCCAUUUGUUAUGGAAGUGUUUUGUUAAUGUUUGUAUCUAUGUGUGCCCAGUAGUUUCUUUUUACUUUUACUUCAUUUUGUCCUUAUCUAGCUUUGAUAUUAAAAUAAUAUAGACUUUUAGAAUGCUUGGGAAAGCCCCUCCCUUUUGUACUAUGUGGGAUCAUUUUUGAAGUAUUGGUGUUAUAUUUUAAAGGCUUAGUAGAAUUGGACAGUGUGUUCAGUUAUAAUGUUUAUAGAGGAACUUUAAUUUCUGCUUUAAUCAUGUUUCUCAUUAUGGGUCUACAUGAGUUGCUAAUGAUGUCUUGAUUUAGUUUUGGUAAGCCAUAUAUGCUUAGAAUUUAUCAGUUUCUCCUAGGUUAUUACAAUUUCAUUCAUUUGUUUUGGUGCAUGUGUAUGUGUGUGCGUGUGUGCAUGCAUGUGUGUGUGUGUGUGUGUGUGUGUGUGUGUGUGUGCCAUGACAAAUACAUACAGGCCAGAGCAUAACAUUUGGGGGUUGAUUCUUUUAUUGCACCACAUGGAUUCUUGUGAACAAACUCAGUGUGUCCAGCUAUACAGUAAGGGCCUUUACCUGCAGAGAGAUCUUGUCAUCCUUCUUUGUGUGUUUGGUACCUUGGCCAUGGAGAAAUUCUUCUCUGACCAUGUCUGUUUAGGACUCUAAAUGUAUUCAGUUAGCCAUUUGGUUCUCUAGAUUUUGCAACAUUUUGGGCUUCUACAUCAUCAAAUAUGUUGUCUAUAACUACUGAUGAUUUUUUGUUAACAAUGAAACUUUUUAUUAAUACCAUAGUGGAAUAGGAAAUUUGUAUUAUCUAUUUUACUUAAAACAACAAAAUACAAAAGAAAACAUUCUUUUAUAAAUGAAGUACUUCUUUUAUUUAAUUUCAUUCCUUUGCUCUUAAUUAUUCAUUCAUUAUCAUUCUACUGAAUUAUUUAUCUUUUCUUUUCUUAUGUUAUAUGUAUGGAUGUUUUGCCUGCAUGCAGGUCUGCAUACCACUUGCAUGCUGAUGUACUAUGCGGCCAGAACAGAGUGUCAGCUUCUCUUUAACUGUAAUCAUAGAUGGUGUUGUGCCACUUUGUGAGUGUUGUAAUCAUACUGGUGUCUUCUGCAAGAACAUCAGGUGAUAUUAACCAAUGAGCAAUCUCAUAAUAUUCAUUUUCAUCUUUCCAUUAUUCAGUUGCAAAUAUAUUUUUUAUAUAAUCAAGAUACAAUUUGUAUAGCAGGUAGAUAAUUGUAAACCAUUUGACCUUCUGGAGAAUGUGUUCUUUGAAGCAUUCAAAGAUUUCUGAUUUUGAUGAAGGCUUUUUAUUACAUAAGUGUCAUAUUUUAAGUAAAGUAUAUUUGCUACCAAUUUCUUUCACGACAUAAUUUCUGUUUUAAUUCUUUCAUUCAUCUUUGAAAUAAAUAUUUUUGACAUAAAAAAGCAAUUAGGCUUUAUUCUCAAAUGUAGAAUUGAGUUGCUACUUUAACUGGAAUUUUCUACUGUACACAUAUACUGUUGUACUUUAGCGUCUCAAAAGUGCACUUUCAUAUUGUAUAGUGUAUGCUAGUAAGGGAAGUAAGAAAUCAACAAAUGAUUAGACAAUGAAAAUACAAUUAGGCCUGCUGUCAAGGACCUACAUUUAGACUCUAUCUCAACCACAAAGAUUAAGAUACUUUGAGUCAUUGGUUUUCAGGUCCUCUUUGAAAAAAAUUAAAUAUUAAGUACAGAGUACAAAUUCACACACACACACACCCACUCCCCCCACACACAUGUGUGCACAUGGGUGUGCAUGCGUGUGUGUGUGUGUGUGUGUGUGUGUGUGUGUGUGUGUGUAAAAUGGUUUUCUUGAGUCUAGUUUGUUCAAACAGAAAAUCUUUGCCAGGAAAUUUCAUGCUUUUAAAUAACUAUUAAUAGAAGUACAAAUAUAGUGUCAAGUAAAUGGAAGAUAUGGAUAUGAUCAGUUAAGGACAUUUUGGUAGUAGAAAAUAAGUGAUUGUAAGGAGUAGGUGGAUGUCUUAAUUGAAAUAUGAGAGACAUGGUGAGAGCAGGACGAGUGAUUAAGAGUGCUUGUUAUACAUCUAUGAGAACCUGAGUUUGGAUCCCAGCAUCCCACUGAUUCCCAGUUCCAAGGGAGUUUGAUACCCUCUUCUAGUAUCCUGGCAUACAUACCUGAACACUAUUUAGUUCAGACACACACACACACACACACACACACACACACACAUCAUAGAUAAAUAAAUAAAUCUUAAGAAAUGGUAAAAGUUACUUAGCUAAUAGUUGGCUUAUAGAGAAUUUAAAAAUCUGAAUAAAGUAGAUUACUAAUUAAAAUUGAUUUCAUAAUAAUCAAAAUAUAAUCCAAUACCUUGAUUCAAAAAUCUCCCUCCAAGAGCCAAAGACUACCUAACAAAAACCCCAAUUUCAGACGUGAGGAAACUACUUUUGAAUUACUGUCCAGGGUUGCCAACAGACUCCGAAAAUAGAUAGCCUAAUUCUGUUGUUCUAGGUUGCCCUGAGAGGUAGAAGUUAAGUUUCUCUUGCUGAAGACAUCAUGUUCUCCAAACACUGGGCUCAAAGUCUUCUGAGCUAGAAUGAAUCUGAAUCCCUAACCACUUAGGACUAAUUUCCACGACACCAGAAAACACAAUCCUUCCAAAGGAUGAAAAACCCAAAGGUCCCACCCAGCUAUAAUACCUAUGAACCACAUAAAAGACCGGUAUGGACUAGUAAUCCUAACAGUGCAGUAGUGGGCCAGAUGUCAUGGUGGUAACCAAUUGGUCUGUAAUUGAACUCAAGACCUGAUCAACAAAAGAAAAACCAUACUUGGUACUGGAAACAGAACUAAGUAUUCGGAGUUAAUAAAGUCAUGGUAAUUGGAAGAAAUCUACCACCCUGACUUUAGUAAACCAGCAUAUCUACUAAUAACAAUCUAUCUUUAGAUACAUUUGUUUUAGAUACACCUGCAAAAUGUUCACACACCUAAGACACAGGAAAUAUGGAAGAGUAGACAAAGGGCAUUGUAAAAGCCAGAGGAUCAGGUCCUUUUCUGUGAGAUUGUGUUUCCUCAUGAUAUCAGAAGGUAUAACCAUAAAGAGCUAUGACCAAUACAGUUGCUCUAACAUAAGCUGAAAAAGCUUGACACCAAUAGACAUGCCUAAGCAGACUGAGAAAAGCCCAUGAGGCCUAUACCUUACACAAAGAACUAUCAGCAACUAAGGAAAGAUGACAGUGAGAUUUGGUCUUCCCCAGGGAAAAGCACACCUAUUGGCAGUACAGUGCCAACAGUUAGACCAGAAAUCAUACAUACAAGUAACAUUAUAUAUAUUGAGCAGUUUAUAUUAUGAAUAGACACAUGUGCAUACAUGAAUACACACAUAAUAAAUGCAAUAAGUGGGCAUGGCUUUGAAAUAUAAUGGGGAGACUGGGAAAGGAGAAUUGUCAUGAUCAAAUAAAAAUUCCAAACAUUUAAAUCAAAGUAAAAAGUAUGUAUCACCAGUUUUAACAUAUACCUAGGACAAGCAAAAGGUAAGAAACCAUUUUAAGUAAAUGUGAGAAUGUCUUCAAGUAAGAGGUUUGGAGAUGUAGAAAAAGAAGGUUUAUAUUAAGAACUUUGAAAAUGCAUCUUGGCCAUUCGAGAUUCCUUAGUGGAGAAUUCUUUAUUUGACACUGUAACCCAUUUUUUAAUUGGGUAAUUUGGUUCUCUGGAGUCUACCUUCUUGUGUUCUUUGUAUAUAUUGGAUAUUAGCCCUCUAUCAGAUUUACGGUUGGUAAAGAUCUAUUCCCAAUCUAUAGGUUGCCAUUUUGUCCUAUUGACAGUGUCCUUUGCCUUACAAUUUUCAAUUUUAUGACGUCUCAUUUGUCAAUUGUUGUUCUUAGAGCCUGAGCCAUGGGUAUUCUGUUCAGGAAAUUUCCUUCUGUGCCAAUGUGUUCCAGGUUCUUUCCCACUUUCUCUUCUAUUAGAUUCAGCAUAUCUGGUUUUAUAUGGAGGUCCACAUGAUCCACCUUGACUUCAGGUUUGCACAGGAGAUAAGAAUGGAUCAAUUUGCAUUCUUCUACAUGCCAACCGCUCCUUGAACCAGCACCAUUUGUUGAAAAUGCUGUCUUUUUUUUCCACUGGAUGGUUUUAGUUUCUUUGUCAAAGAUCAAGUGACCACAGGCAUGUGGAUCCAUUUCUGGGUCUUUAAUUCCAUUCCACUGAUCUACCUGCCUGUCUCCGAGGAAUAUUUAAUGGCCAAGAAGCAUCUAAAGAAAUGUUCAACAUCCUAAGACAUUAGAGAAAUGCACAUCAAAGCAACCCUCAGAUUCCACCUCACACCAGUCAGAAUGGCUAUGAUCAAAACCUCAGGUGACAUCAGAUGAUGGCCAGGAUGUGGAGAAAGGGGAACAACUCAUAGACCACGUGAAGCUCAAAAAGGAAGACCAACGUAAGGAUGUUCCAGGCCUACUUAGAAGGUGGAAAAGUAGUCAUAGGAGGGAGGGACCCAUGAUGGAGAAAGGAGGGGGAGGAAAAAAGGGGGAAGAGUUUCAGGUGUGGGAGGAGACAGGGAGAAGUACAGAGAGGGUCAAGAAAUUAAAUGGAGAUGUGUAGCAGUGGGGAUGGGAAACAUGGGAUAGCCACUAGAAAUUACCAGAUGACAGGAAAGCAAGAGGUUUCUAGUACUUGAUUGAGAUGACUUUAGCCAAAAAACCCAAUAAAGGAGAGGUAGAGUCAUAUCUGGUGGAUAGGCAUGACCCCUGGUGGUGAGAUGUGGCUAACCAUCCAUUUCAAAAAAAAAUUUUUUUUUUUUAUUAACUUGAGUAUUUCUUAUAUACAUUUCAAGUGUUAUUCCCUUUCCCGGUUUCCGGGCAAAUAUCCCCCUCCCCCCUCCCCUUCCUUAUGGGUGUUCCCCUCCCAACCC
Messenger RNA from Rattus norvegicus (Norway rat), 11598 nucleotides. NCBI's taxonomy places the organism in Eukaryota, Metazoa, Chordata, Mammalia, Rodentia, Muridae. The record is from RefSeq and is a predicted model, not a curated record.